AAACUAACUGGACGGAAGCGGAAAUGUACUUGGGUUCCGGUUCCUGUCAUAUAUCACCUGACUCGGAAGUGAAAAUAGAAAUAACUCCCAAUUGUAUUAUUUUGACAUUUCAUCAGUGUAUAACGAUCAAAGAUGGGAGCGCUGUUUCGCAGCGAGGAGAUGACCCUGUGUCAGCUCUUCCUGCAGUCAGAGGCUGCCUAUGCCUGUGUGUCAGAACUUGGUGAGCUUGGACUUGUGCAGUUUAAAGAUCUAAAUCCUGAAGUGAAUGCUUUCCAAAGGAAGUUUGUCAAUGAAAUAAUGAGGUGUGAGGAAAUGGAAAGAAAAUUGAGGUAUAUUGAGAAAGAGCUAAAGAAGGACAAGCUAAAUAUACCGGACUCUGACUCUAAUCCGAAAGCUCCGGCACCGAAAGAAAUGGUAGAUCUGGAGGCAACAUUUGAAAAAAUAGAGUCAGAGUUACGUGAGGUAAACACCAAUGCCGAAGCUUUGAAACGUAAUUUCCUCGAACUAACAGAGUUGCAGCAAGUCUUGAUAAAAACACAGACAUUCUUCAGAGAGCAAGAUUACCAGCUUGAGCAAGGUCAUGGACAUCACAGCAUUGUAGAUGAUGCUCAGCAUGCACUUGUAGCUGAUGAGAGGAUGGGAACCUCAGUACAACUAGGGUUUAUGGCAGGUGUAAUCCCUAGAGAGAAGGUGCCUGCCUUCGAAAGAAUGCUGUGGUUUGCUUGCCGUGGUAACGUGUUUCUGCGAUAUGAAGAAAUCAAUAUGCCACUAGAAGACCCACAUACAGGUGAUGCUAUACACAAGGGAGUGUUCAUCAUAUUUUUCCAGGGAGAUCAACUCAAACAGAGGGUCAGAAAAAUCUGUGAAGGAUUUCGUGCCACCCUGUACCCAUGCCCAGAGAGUUCUCAAGAGAGACAAGAAAUGUUGAAUGGAGUUAGCACAAGGCUUCAGGAUCUUAAUAUUGUUCUAAAGCAGACGAAGGAGCACCGUUACCGAGUCUUGUUAAAUGCCCAGAAAGAAAUACACAACUGGAUUAUCAAAGUGAAGAAGAUCAAGGCUAUCUAUCACACAUUGAACAUGUGUAACUUUGAUUUCUCACGAAACAACCUGAUAGCAGAGUGCUGGGCUCCGGUCAAGGUUCUGGAAGAAGUACAAUCCGCCCUACGCCACGGACAGGAGUUAAGUGGUAGUAAUGUACCCAACAUUUUGCACCGGAUGGUAACUAAGGAGACGCCACCAACCUACUUCAUGACUAACAGGUUCACCAAGGUGUUCCAGAGUAUUGUUAAUGCUUAUGGUGUUGCCACAUACCGGGAAGUCAACCCAGCGCCAUACACGAUCAUAUCAUUCCCGUUCCUGUUUGCUGUCAUGUUUGGUGACACUGGCCAUGGCUUUAUCAUGUUCUUGUUUGGUCUAUGGAUGGUGGUCUGUGAGAAGAAGUUGUUGUCCCAGAAAUCAGACAAUGAGAUCUGGAAUAUGUUCUUUGGCGGCCGAUACAUUAUAAUGAUGAUGGGUUUGUUCUCACUGUAUACUGGUCUGAUUUAUAAUGACUUUUUCUCCAAAUCUAUCAACCUUUUUGGGUCCUCUUGGCAUCCGAACUACACACAUUCUACUUUAGACCACUCAGCAUCAUUAAAACUCAAACCUGAAGACUUCUUUAACAAUGCUACUGAUGGACCAUAUCCUGUAGGGCUGGAUCCUAUUUGGCAAGCUAGUACAAACAAGAUUACAUUUACCAACUCAUUCAAGAUGAAACUGUCCGUGAUAUUUGGAGUAUCUCAGAUGUUGUUGGGUGUAAUGCUGAGUGUCGUCAACCACAUACAUUUUGGCAACUACCUGUACGUUUUCAUCCAAUUUAUUCCUGAGGUUUUAUUCCUUUUAUGUAUAUUUGGAUACCUUUUGGCUCUUGUAUUCUUCAAAUGGAUAACCUACAAUGCACAAUGUGCAUCGUGCACACCGGCUCUUCUUAUCCAGUUUAUCAACAUGUUCUUAAUGAAGUACAAGGAACCAACGAUGGUACCAGAGGCAUACCACUGUAGUAGCAUGUUGAAUCAUACACAGAAAGAGAUGGGUUGUGACUCACAGACCCUCUUUUAUGCCAACCAGCAAACUAUACAGACAGUUUUGAUAUUGGUUGCAGUGUUAUGUAUACCAGUUCUACUACUGGUAAAACCAUUCUGGCUUCGGUACCAGCACAAUCUGAAAGUUUUGAGAAAGACUGGCCUCAGUGCCGUGUCUCACGAGCGUCUUGUACCAAACGAGGUUCCACCCGGACAGGAAUCUGUUGACCAAGGGAACGAUAAAUCCCAGUCUGGCAUAGAAUUGUCGUAUCCGGCAAAGGGAGUACAGAGUUCUGACGUGAGCGUGUCUAUCAAUGGUGGCGCUGGGGAUGCUGUGAUGACCAUAGAAAUACACGAGGUGGUUGAGGAAGUAGAAGAGGUAACAAUCUAGUUUACGUGAUUUCCAUUAUAUA
Molecule: messenger RNA, 2473 nt
Organism: Ruditapes philippinarum (Manila clam)
Lineage: Eukaryota; Metazoa; Mollusca; Bivalvia; Venerida; Veneridae
Product: V-type proton ATPase 116 kDa subunit a 1-like
Exons: 23
Coding region: 133-2451 (772 amino acids)
Biological process (GO): proton transmembrane transport; vacuolar acidification
Cellular component (GO): vacuolar proton-transporting V-type ATPase complex; plasma membrane; vacuolar proton-transporting V-type ATPase, V0 domain
Molecular function (GO): proton-transporting ATPase activity, rotational mechanism; ATPase binding
Source: RefSeq, a predicted model, not a curated record